Hyla sarda is the source of this 3418-nucleotide messenger RNA. RefSeq names its product sec1 family domain containing 1 (gene SCFD1). The record is from RefSeq and is a predicted model, not a curated record. The coding region runs from base 137 to 2035 and encodes 632 amino acids. Gene Ontology annotation, molecular function: syntaxin binding. NCBI's taxonomy places the organism in Eukaryota, Metazoa, Chordata, Amphibia, Anura, Hylidae. The transcript has 25 exons. Gene Ontology annotation, cellular component: Golgi membrane; cytosol. Gene Ontology annotation, biological process: endoplasmic reticulum to Golgi vesicle-mediated transport; intracellular protein transport.
CAAUGGCGAAGAGCGGAGUCAGUUCCAGUUUCGAACCAGUUGUUAUGGAGACGCAGCUGACAUUACGCGGAGCUUUCGGCCCGCCACGUCACCGUUGGUGACGUCACGACGGAGAGGCGGAGUCGAAGGGACUAAGAUGGCGGCCUCUAUCCGGGAAAAACAGACGGUUGCCUUAAAGCGUAUGCUGAAUUUUAAUGUUCCACUUGUGAAGAGCACUGCCGGGGAGCCAGUAUGGAAGGUUCUUAUUUAUGAUCGAUUUGGCCAAGACAUUAUCUCACCUCUGCUAUCUGUGAAGGAACUGCGGGACAUGGGAGUCACCUUGCACCUUCUCCUGCACUCUGAUCGUGAUGCAAUCCCUGAUGUUCCCGCUAUAUAUUUUGUUAUGCCUACAGAAGAAAAUGUGGACAGAAUUUGUCAGGACCUGAGGACACAGUUAUAUGAGUCUUACUAUUUAAACUUCAUUUCUGCAAUAUCCCGCAGUAAACUGGAAGACAUUGCGAGUGCAGCACUUACUGCCAACACAGUAUCUCAUGUCUCAAAGGUAUUUGAUCAGUACCUGAAUUUUAUUACGUUAGAAGAUGACAUGUUUGUGCUGUGCAAUCAGAACAAGGAGCUUGUUUGUUAUAGAGCUUUGAACAGACCAGACAUCACAGACACGGAGAUGGAAACGAUCAUGGAUACUAUUGUGGACAGCCUGUUCUGCUUCUUUGUCACACUAGGGGCUGUACCCAUCAUCAGAUGUCCAAGGGGUAAUGCAGCAGAGAUGGUCGCAGUGAAACUGGAUAAAAAGUUACGUGAAAAUCUUCGAGAUGCCAGAAAUAGUCUGUUUACUGGAGAUAAUCUUGGGACAGGACAGUUCAGCUUCCAAAGGCCUUUGUUAGUUCUUGUGGACAGGAAUAUCGACCUUUCCACUCCUCUUCACCACACGUGGACAUACCAAGCCUUGGUGCAUGAUGUUCUGGACUUUCACUUAAACAGAGUAAAUCUAGAUGAGUCUGCCACAGUGGAAAGUAGCCCUUCUGGUGCCCGGCCUAAGAAGAAAAACAAGAAGUCCUAUGAUUUAACAGUGGCUGAUAAAUUCUGGCAAAAACACAAAGGAAGCCCCUUUCCUGAAGUUGCUGAAUCAGUGCAGCAAGAGCUGGAAUCUUACCGCAGCCAAGAAGAUGAAGUGAAAAGACUAAAAACCAUGAUGGGCUUGGAAGGUGAGGAUGAAGGCGCUAUUAGUAUGUUAUCAGACAACACAGCAAAACUUACAUCUGCAGUCAGCUCUCUUCCUGAGCUUCUGGAGAAGAAGAGGCUCAUAGAUCUACACACUAAUGUAGCCACUGCGGUUUUGGAGCAUAUAAAGGCUAGAAAGUUGGAUGUUUAUUUCGAAUAUGAAGAGAAGUUGAUGAGCAAAUCUACUUUGGAUAAGUCUCUACUUGACAUUAUCUCUGAUCCAGAUGCUGGGACACCAGAAGACAAGAUGCGGUUGUUUCUGAUUUAUUACAUCACGUCUGCACAGCCCCCGUCUGAGACUGACCUAGAUCAGUAUAGGAAAGCUCUGGAGGAUGCUAGUUGUAAUCUGGCACCUCUAAACUACAUCAAGCAAUGGAAGGCCUUUGCCAAGAUGGCAGCAACACCAGCAAACUAUGGGACUGGUGCUACUAAAUCUAAAGGUCUGCUCUCCAGAGUCAUGAAUACGGGGUCGCAGUUUGUCAUGGAGGGGGUGAAAAACCUGGUUCUAAAGCAGCAGAACUUGCCAGUAACUCGAGUCCUCGAUAGCCUAAUGGAAAUGAAAUCCAAUCCGGAAACUGAUGAUUACAGAUACUUUGACCCCAAGAUGUUACGAGGAAAUGACAGUUCUAUACCAAGGAACAAAAAUCCAUUUCAGGAGGCCAUUGUAUUCGUCGUAGGAGGAGGCAACUACAUUGAGUAUCAGAAUCUAGUGGAUUACAUAAAGACCAAACAAGCAAAGCACAUUCUCUAUGGCUGCACCGAACUAUUCAAUGCUGCACAGUUUGUUAAGCAGUUGUCUCAACUUGGACAGAAGUAAGAGAUGUCAAUGACCACAUUACAGUCAUCUCUAUGAACUGAUCUUCAUAGACUGAAGAUCUGGCCUAUACUUGUGCUGUUCUCUUAACCCUUUCGCUGACACCACCUGCUGACAUCAGCAGGUGUGAAAGAAGGACAGUGAAACUACUCCCCCAGAGAGAUCUAUUGUAAUCUGCACAAUUGACUUGUCUGCUUUUCUACCAAUUCCAUUUAUUUAAAUGUGCUGGAAGUCUCCAGCCUCUGUAACUAGGCAUUAAUAGAAUCUCUGUCCACAGAGAUCAUUUCUAAAUAAAACAACAAAAAAGUGUUUUUUAAGGCAUUAUCUAAUUCAAGAAAUCAUAUAAGUAUAACUGCAACAGGAUUUGAGGGCAACACAGAAAAUACUGUGACAUGGGAUACUCUGAAGCGUGUAAUGCAAAUUAUGGAUCAGCCAUUCGAGGAGCACGCUAUCCAAAGCCAAUUAGAGAGACACACAUAAAAAAGUUGACUUAAAAGGGUUUUAUAGCCUUACAAACUAUGGUCUGUCCUCAGGAUAGGCUAUCAAUAUUGUGUCGGCAGGGAUCAGACUCCAGGCACUUAUGCAAUCCGCUGUUGAAAGUGGUGCAGCCUCUCCUAAACUUUUACAACUCCUUCUUUCUAUUACCAUUGCAGCACUACACAGUACGUUAGCUUUGUCCUGCUCACUUGUAUUUCUGCCACAAAUGGUAAAGCAAGCACUUGCUUCCCUUAAACAGCUCAUCAGCAGUGGUGCUUAGAGUCGGCCUCAUGCUGAUCUAAUAUUGCCGGCCCAUCUUAAAGGAUAGAUACGUUUUUUAAGCGUACAUCCAGAGAUGUAUGUGGCAGGAUAUAUGCUUACAUUUUUGUGCUGCCACCCAAGACCUAUGCGAGACUACUACUGAAGUUCAAUCUUCAGAUUUUGCAGAAGUCCCAUACGAGUCUAAAGGACUUCAGCCAAAUCUGUUGACUUUAUGCCUGCAAACUCAGGGGGCACAAAAAAAUUAAAUAUAUGUCCCUCCGCCUGAGCCAUCAUUUGAUGUAGGCUUUAAAGCUUGUUAACCACUUUAAGGAACUGCUGUAAAAUAAAACAAACAGCUUUUGGUUACUGCCAUAUAUUUUAUUUGGUUUUCUUCCAAUUUCAUGUCCACUAGAAGGAAUAAACCAAGGUGGUAUGGAAAUCAAAGUUGUAUUAUUAGAGGCUCUUGCAAGAAAUAAUUAUUUGUAGAGGCGUCUACAGAUUGCAGGUGCUAAAACCAUGGAAUUUCAGAGACAGAGAUGCACGUUUCAUGAUUCUUUAACUCUUUCUUUACAUCUCAGCCAAUUUUCAUAUUUUUAACAUGUACAAAUAAAACUAAAUUGCUAAAUAAAAAAAAAUAUAUAUACUAAA